Messenger RNA from Halteromyces radiatus, 680 nucleotides. Its product is annotated as 60S ribosomal protein L11. Gene Ontology annotation, cellular component: cytosolic large ribosomal subunit; ribosome. Gene Ontology annotation, biological process: translation. Gene Ontology annotation, molecular function: structural constituent of ribosome; RNA binding. The record is from RefSeq and is a predicted model, not a curated record. Lineage: Eukaryota; Fungi; Mucoromycota; Mucoromycetes; Mucorales; Cunninghamellaceae. Bases 1 to 612 code for a protein of 203 amino acids. The transcript has 4 exons.
AUGGGUUUCUCUUAUUUAUUGAAAGAACUGGAAUCAUGUAUUAUUCUUCGCUGUAGCGGAUUUCAGUCUCAGCUUAAGAGCGCCGAAGAACAAAAGGUCAAGGCCAAUCCUAUGAAGGCCCUCAACAUCGAAAAGCUUGUUCUCAACAUUUCAGUUGGUGAAUCUGGUGAUCGUUUGACCCGUGCUGCCAAGGUGCUCGAACAAUUGACUGGUCAAACUCCUGUGUACUCCAAGGCUCGCUACACUGUGCGUACUUUUGGUAUCCGUCGUAACGAAAAGAUCUCUGUUCACGUUACUGUUCGUGGUCCUAAGGCUGAAGAAAUUUUGGAACGUGGUUUGAAGGUUAAGGAAUACGAAUUACGCGACCGUAACUUCUCUGCUACUGGUAACUUUGGUUUCGGUAUUGAUGAACAUAUCGAUUUGGGUAUCAAGUAUGAUCCUUCUAUUGGUAUUUAUGGUAUGGAUUAUUAUGUUGUCAUGGGUCGUCCUGGUUUCCGUGUUGCUCGUCGUAAGCGUGCUCAAGCUUCCGUUGGUGUUAACCAUAAGAUCAAGAAGUCUGAAUCCAUUGAAUGGUUCAAGUCUCGCUUUGACGGUAUUGUUCUCAACAAAUAGAUAUCAUUUAGUUUAACUUUUUUUUUUUUCUGUUUUUAUUCAAUAAAAAGACAUGUUUUUUUUUUAUC